Schistosoma rodhaini is the source of this 525-nucleotide messenger RNA. NCBI's taxonomy places the organism in Eukaryota, Metazoa, Platyhelminthes, Trematoda, Strigeidida, Schistosomatidae. The record is from the annotation of a GenBank genome assembly.
AUGGGUUGCUACAAACAGCUUUCUAAAAUAUCUGUUGAAACCAAGGAAAGUCAGGAUUCAAAAAAAGACUUGCCACCCUGGCCUUGUCACAACCCUUAUUCGUUUCAGCACUCUUCAAACAUCCACCCAUUAAAGUUUAAAUCUAAACCAAAUGAAACUACUUUGGAAUUAAAAUAUAGAACCGUUUGUCAAGAAACUUGGCGUUGGUUAAACGAAUACUGGUCACUGUACAAUCUUUCUUAUUCAAAGGCGAAAAAUGCAUUUUUAGAAAAAGAGAUGAAAAAUAUUGAAAAUAAUCCAACUGGACAUAAGAUACCAGAUAUGGGAGUAUUUCAUCGUGAAUUUUUGGAGGCCAAUAAAAAGCAGAGGAUGGAUUUCAAUCUUAAAUGGUAUCGUUCUAUUGUUUAUAUUGUUUAUUUAAGUAUUUUGGUCGACUUACAACAACUGUAUCAUCGUUUCUAUGCUAGAUUUUCUUCCAAAUUAAAUCAAUAUAAAAAUGUUAAUAAUAAUAAGAAAAUAAAAUGA